This is a messenger RNA of Capra hircus (goat), 5285 nucleotides long. RefSeq names its product ariadne RBR E3 ubiquitin protein ligase 1 (gene ARIH1). NCBI's taxonomy places the organism in Eukaryota, Metazoa, Chordata, Mammalia, Artiodactyla, Bovidae. The record is from RefSeq and is a predicted model, not a curated record. The transcript has 15 exons. Gene Ontology annotation, molecular function: zinc ion binding; ubiquitin protein ligase activity; ubiquitin conjugating enzyme binding. Bases 634 to 2031 code for a protein of 465 amino acids. Gene Ontology annotation, cellular component: cytoplasm; nucleus; ubiquitin ligase complex. Gene Ontology annotation, biological process: ubiquitin-dependent protein catabolic process; positive regulation of proteasomal ubiquitin-dependent protein catabolic process; protein polyubiquitination.
CCGUGGAGGUGGCGCUGGGGACUGUUUUCUCUCGGAGGCCUGAGCGGAGCCGCGUCUGAUUGAGGCGGGCGGCAAGCGGCCCCCUCGCUCCCUCCCUCCCUCCUCCGCGCCCUCCCCGCCGCCGCUAGCCGCCAACCGCCAACCGCCGCGCCCGGGGAGGAGCCGCGGCCCGCGGGGCCGGAGCCAGGCCUGCGUCCGGACAUCAGCCGGAGCCGGAGCGAGAGCCGGGGCCUCGGCGUCCCCGCCCUCUCCCCGCCUCAGGGCCAGCGUCCGCCGGGCCUCCGCGCGUCGCGCCAUGGACUCGGACGAGGGCUACAACUACGAGUUCGACGAGGACGAAGAGUGCAGCGAGGAGGACAGCGGCGCCGAGGAGGAGGAGGACGAGGACGACGAUGAGCCGGACGAUGAUAACCUGGAUCUGGGCGAGGUGGAGCUGGUGGAGCCGGGGCUGGGCGUCGGCGGGGAGCGGGACGGACUGCUGUGCGGGGAGACGGGCGGCGGCGGCGGCAGCGCUCUGGGGCCCGGAGGUGGCGGCGGCGGCGGCGGCGGCGGCGGCGGGCCGGGGCAUGAGCAGGAGGAGGAUUACCGCUACGAGGUGCUCACGGCCGAGCAGAUUCUGCAACACAUGGUGGAAUGUAUCCGGGAGGUCAACGAGGUCAUCCAGUGCAUAUUGGGUACUUCCAGACGUAUGAAUUCAGUGAUGCAAAGGACAGGAGGGCUGCAGCAGCAAAGAAUCCAGCAACUAUCACAAGAAUACUCCUUAGCCACUUCAAUUGGGAUAAAGAGAAGCUAAUGGAAAGGUACUUUGAUGGAAACCUGGAGAAGCUCUUUGCUGAGUGUCAUGUAAUUAAUCCAAGUAAAAAGUCUCGAACACGCCAGAUGAAUACAAGGUCAUCAGCACAGGAUAUGCCUUGUCAGAUCUGCUACUUGAACUACCCUAACUCGUAUUUCACUGGCCUUGAAUGUGGACAUAAGUUUUGUAUGCAGUGCUGGAGUGAAUAUUUAACUACCAAAAUAAUGGAAGAAGGCAUGGGACAGACUAUUUCGUGUCCUGCUCAUGGUUGUGAUAUCUUAGUGGAUGACAACACAGUUAUGCGCCUGAUCACAGAUUCAAAAGUUAAAUUAAAGUAUCAGCAUUUAAUAACAAAUAGCUUUGUAGAGUGCAAUCGACUGUUAAAGUGGUGUCCUGCCCCAGACUGCCACCACGUUGUUAAAGUUCAAUAUCCUGAUGCUAAACCUGUUCGCUGCAAAUGUGGCCGCCAGUUUUGCUUUAACUGUGGAGAAAAUUGGCAUGACCCUGUUAAAUGUAAGUGGUUGAAGAAGUGGAUUAAAAAGUGUGAUGAUGACAGUGAAACCUCUAAUUGGAUUGCAGCCAACACAAAGGAAUGUCCCAAAUGCCAUGUCACAAUUGAGAAGGAUGGCGGUUGUAAUCACAUGGUCUGUCGUAACCAGAACUGUAAAGCAGAGUUUUGCUGGGUGUGUCUUGGCCCUUGGGAACCACAUGGAUCUGCCUGGUACAACUGUAACCGCUAUAACGAGGAUGACGCAAAGGCAGCAAGAGACGCACAGGAGAGAUCCAGGGCAGCCCUGCAGAGGUACCUGUUCUACUGCAACCGCUACAUGAACCACAUGCAGAGUCUGCGCUUCGAGCACAAGCUCUACGCUCAGGUGAAGCAGAAGAUGGAGGAGAUGCAGCAGCACAACAUGUCCUGGAUCGAGGUGCAGUUCCUGAAGAAGGCGGUUGACGUCCUCUGCCAGUGCCGCGCCACGCUCAUGUACACUUACGUGUUCGCCUUCUACCUCAGAAAGAACAACCAGUCCAUUAUCUUCGAGAAUAACCAAGCAGAUCUAGAGAAUGCCACAGAGGUGCUCUCGGGUUACCUCGAACGAGAUAUUUCCCAAGACUCUCUGCAGGAUAUAAAGCAGAAAGUACAAGAUAAGUACAGAUACUGUGAGAGUCGACGAAGGGUUUUGUUACAGCAUGUGCAUGAAGGCUAUGAAAAAGAUCUGUGGGAGUACAUUGAGGACUGAGAAUGGCCCUGCAUAAAAUGAACUCUGAAAACUUUACCAUCUAGAGUGCUCAUGCAAUUAAAACAAACAAAACAAACACAAACAAGGAGGCACUAAGCCUAUUCUGACACCGCUGGUCUGUAGUACCAGAAUUCUGUUUUGUUAACGGAAAGUUUAAGUAAAUUAUAUUGUAAUAAAAAAAAGGUAGAUAAACCAUUGUACAACAGUAUUCUAGGCCGCCAACAAAAGUGUGACAGACACACUAAAAGCCCUCCAACUUUAACUUGUAACGUAGCUUCAUUCUCCAAGCUGACUCCUUUUUUUCAUUUUCUUUUUCCUGAGUGUAGUACAGUUAAAAUUUAAAACUGCUCCUUGACACUGCUUUUCAUGUCCAAACCAGCCAUUUUGUUGUACUUUGGUAAAGGACCUCUCCCGUUUCUCCCCUACACAUACAGAUAUACCCACACACACAGACUGUCUCUCUCUCAUACCCCAAGGUCAUGAGUGAAUAAUGAUUAGUUCCUUGUAAAGAAAAUUCCUCGGGCGGGGAAGAGGGUAGGCAGAAAGAGGAAUUAAAAAAACAAAAAAAACUUUGUAUAUGACUUUUAAAACAAGAGGACAACACAGUAUUUUUCAAAAUUGUAUAUAGUGCAUAUGCAUGGACAAAGCAAGCGUGGCACGUGUUUGCAUAAUGUUUAAUUACAAAAAGUAUUUAUUCUUUAAAAAUCUUCAAGAUUAUGUCUAUUUGCUGUGCAUUUUCUUUCAGUUUGCUUUAUCUUUCCAGGGUUGAGGGUUGGGAUAAAAGGUGUGUUGGUUUAGCACCUCUGGAAGACCUAACUAGAGUUCUUUGAUUUCCCUUUCCUGAAACUACUUUGCCCUCUCUGGUUUUGAUGUAUUUGUUGCUGGCCCUGGGUCUCAUGCCCGGAAUUGCCAGCUCCUGGUCGAGCACAGAGAGGUCAAGCUCUGACUAAAUGCCGUGGCUUGAUAAGGGCUGCAACAGGGAGCUUUAUUGCUGCCACUGAAGCAUGACCCAGUCUCCAGCCUCAUCCCUCUCCGCAGCCUCCUACAUCUGUGUAGGCCUUUGUGUGCCCGUGUCAUACACACAGCUGAAGGCUUCCUAGGCUUCCUGUCAAAUCCAGAGGACACAUUUCAAAAAUUUGUCCCUUUAAUUGCUGCUUUGAGCCUUUUAAGAUUUUAGUUAUGGCUCUUCUCUCACCCCUUCUUUAUGUUAGGGUGUCAAAUAGGACGUUUUUGCUUUAAAUAUAAAUAUGAAUAAAUAGCCAUUCACUUAGAUUCAGAUUGUGAAUUAAAAAUGGCAGAUACUGAAAUUGCUUGUGUGUGUUGCUGUGGGUUCAGUUUGAAGGCAAACAUCCUAGAACUUGAUAUUCCCAUCUAGUGCAUUUAAAUAGAAAUCUUUGCUUCUUUUCUAUUUGUCAACAGAUAGGAGAAUUAAUAAGGCGUUUUAGCUGUGAUGUCCAUUUUUAUGAAAUUUCUACUAAGAGCUAUGUUAAAAGUAAAGGAUGGUGAUGGUUUUAUUAACUAUGUAUCUGUUUAGGCCAUUCUGGCUGUGGUAUUUUUCAUCCCUAAAUCUGUCAGUUUUAUACAGGAGUACAGAGUGAACUAGGCAACUAGAUGAGGUCUUAAUACUAAAUACCACUUCUGGCUGAAGGACCUCUUUGUCUUCCUCUAAAUGUCUUGCGCCUAGGGAGUGUUUACCUUUUGUGAGGCAGCUUUGUCUGCUCUUGCACCGUACAUCUUACUACUCCAUUGGGAAGUAGGUUCACUUUCCUCUGGCCUUUUGCCUAAGUUAGGCUUUGCUAAAUCAACCCUACUUUUCCUUUUAGAAAAGGUUGUUACAUGAGAUGUACUUGCAACUGUUCUUUUCCCAUCAGAAAUCAGUGAAUGUUUGCUGAGUAUAUUAUGCUGCUUUCUUAAACCACUUGUCGCUCUAGGAUCAACUUUACCUAUACCUUUUGUCCUCCCCUCCCUUGCCACUUCAGGUGCAAAUCUGAACUCAGUGUCUGCUUCUUCCUUAUUCUCUUCUCCUUCCCUUUCCCUGUCAACCAUUUGAUUUUAUUUUAAAUGACUGCAUCAAUCUUAAAAGACAUUUAUCAAAACUAAGGAUUGAUUUUUUUUUUUUUUUUAAGAAAGCUUGAAUAAGUUCCUUUCCCUGGUAACUUUGAAAAGCAGCCAGAGUGCUAUCUAGGUAUAUGUGGUCCCCUUAAAAUGUUUUGUGUAUAUGUGGUGUUUUAAGAAAUAUCUUACAUGGUUAACUACAGCAUCUAGAUUUGAGUGUCAUAAAUCCUUUUUACACGCUCCCCUUACAAGAGGUAUCCAGAAACAGUGUGUGCACUUCAUAAUAAUAGCCCCCACCCGUGGAAGAACAGUGCUUUUUAGAGCUGUUUUCUAGUUUCAAUGUUGGCAUCUUACCUGAGGGUAUUGCAGUUGUGGGUGCAUUCCCUAAUAUGUAUGGAUCAAGAUGAAUCGGCCUUUUCCAGUUCAAGCUUUUAACAACUGUCUCCAUAUCUGACAGAACUCCCAUCAGUUAAUCACUUUCAUUGUCAGUAACUUCGGUGAUCUCAGCUGGGAUAGGUCUUAAGCCAUAUGAUAUGGCUUCCCUGUUUCACCUACCUAAGUGUUUCUGUCAGAGGGGUCUAUUCAUGGUUAGCACCAGGGUCUCCCUUGUCUUUUUGAGGUCUUCUGAAAACUGCAUGCAUCAUUUGAGCAAUUCAUUGAGCAGUAGAUGGACUUAAAUAAUUUACAAUAAAAUUGUUGAUCCAAAGCGCAGGACUACAAACCACAGUGGUAAAAUUGAGUAGCAUAUAUCAUCAGACUCUAAAUUCUAUGUAAUCCGCUGCAACCCAGAUUGUAUGUGUUUUAUGUGUGUUUAAAUAAAUACACGAAAUACACGUGUAUACAUACACACAAAUAUUGCAGAUCCAAGAUUGACUGACUUGAUUUGAAAUGGUUGAAUCUGCAGUGUAAAAUGUGGAUCAGCCAUGAUUAGGAACUGAAAUUUAGCAUAAGAGAGAAAAGGACUUGAUGUACAAAAAUCCCGGUAUAGAGCACUUGGGGAAUGGGAGGGGGCGGGUUGGUGAGACAAUCAGAUCGGUAAAUUGAUUAAAUGCUCCUAACCCUGUAAUUUUGUGCGUAGAGCACACUGUGCUGUGGAAAUAACUGUUCUUAGAUUUUCAUUGUAACUGGACUGUUCAGGUUGCCUAGAGGGAAAGAACAUUCCUAAUUCUAAUAAAAUAAACUUUUAUUUUGUUAUUCCA